This is a messenger RNA of Verticillium dahliae VdLs.17, 870 nucleotides long. Its product is annotated as NAD-dependent malic enzyme. Gene Ontology annotation, biological process: malate metabolic process; pyruvate metabolic process. Gene Ontology annotation, cellular component: mitochondrion. The coding region runs from base 72 to 434 and encodes 120 amino acids. The transcript has 2 exons. The record is from RefSeq and is a predicted model, not a curated record. NCBI's taxonomy places the organism in Eukaryota, Fungi, Ascomycota, Sordariomycetes, Glomerellales, Plectosphaerellaceae. Gene Ontology annotation, molecular function: malate dehydrogenase (decarboxylating) (NAD+) activity.
GACCAUGAACCAUGUACCUAAAACUUGCCAACAGACUCUGAACUCUUUACUGACCCAUCACUUUCCCGAGCAUGGCGGCAGACGAGACAUCCAGGUUCGCCCAUCUGCCCUUGAGCACCAGUGGUGCCAUCAAGUGUGCCAUCACGGGCACGGCGCUUCUGAACACACCUUAUCUCAAUAAAGGCACCGCCUUUCCCCCUGAUGAGCGCCGCCAAUUCAACCUUACCGGCCUUCUCCCAGAGAACGUCCAUAGCCUGGAUCAGCAGGUCAAGCGAGCUUGGCGCCAGUACUCGUCUCGUAGCGACGACCUCGCCCGCAACACAUUUCUCACCUCACUCAAGGAGCAAAAUGAGGUUCUGUACUACAAGCUUCUGCUGGAUCACCUAGCAGAUGUGUUCUCUGUAGUGUACACGCCCACCGACGAUAUAUAUUAAUAGAUUUAAACCUAUAACCUCUAAUAGGGCUCUAGAGAUCCUAAUUAACUAAGCUAUUCUCUUCUUUUAGUUUUUAUUAAUAGAUAAUUGUAACAACCAAGGAAGCAGGGCGGCCGCGAAUCGACGACCCCGCGAUCAGGGAGCGCGAUAAGAUAAGAAUCGGGCCCACCUGGCAAAUCACGUGAUGGCUCACUCAGACAUAAAGGGUGAGUCGUCGGGCUCACCAAGGACGCCGCAGUGAGCCAGGGAAUGGCUCACGGGAUAACACACCCUGAUCCUAACAUCAUGGAUCACCAACAACUAACCAGUGAGCCAUCCAACAUGAGCUCACCACCUAACACAACAAGGACAGGAUGGCAGGUAUAUAAGGACGGACAUUCUGGACUUGUAGAUACAUUCUUUCUCACGACAGUGAUCAAUCUAAGUCUUACCUUGU